This is a messenger RNA of Agrilus planipennis (emerald ash borer), 1992 nucleotides long. RefSeq lists its product as uncharacterized. Gene Ontology annotation, biological process: monocarboxylic acid transport. Bases 155 to 1906 code for a protein of 583 amino acids. NCBI's taxonomy places the organism in Eukaryota, Metazoa, Arthropoda, Insecta, Coleoptera, Buprestidae. The record is from RefSeq and is a predicted model, not a curated record. The transcript is spliced from 7 exons. Gene Ontology annotation, molecular function: monocarboxylic acid transmembrane transporter activity.
GUGAUGUUUGAAUAAUAUUUUCUAUGUUAGUCAUUCGUAUGUUAAAAGUGUGAAGCAGCAGAUAGGUGAAAAUUUUCGUUUUUGACCUCAUUGGUGUAUUUGUUCAUAGUAAACAAAAUUGACUACGGUUUCAACUAUGAAACAAUAGUAAAAAAUGCACGACACACAUAACAAAUUAAAUGACCAAAGACAGUUGCAGUUGGACGGUGUGGUGUCAACUCUACCUGAACUUGGUGGUCCAACAAUUCCCGAUGGGGGAUAUGGCUGGGUCGUAGUUUUAGCCGCUUUGUUUUUCUAUACUUUAGUGCCUAGCCUCAUUGUAGGAUUUGGAAUAAUGAUGAUAUUUACUAGACUCGAAACCAAUGCACCUGCUUCUCCGAAACUUUGGGACAACAAAUUCAUUUUUAUGCCAAUAUUUUAUACGGCUUUUACUAUUCUUGCAGAACCGUGGGUUCGAAAAUUUAUAACACAAAGCACGUGGGCACGUCUCGUCGCAACAACCGGCACUUGUUUAAUUUGUGCUGGUUUACUGCUCUCUUGGAAGGGAAUAAACAACGCUUACAAUGUUGCCACAUUCAUUUUCGCGGGAAUUGUAACAGGUAUCGGAUCAUCAUUAGUAAUAACUCAGUCUGAAGUGUUGGUAACACAGUAUUUUCGAUUAAAAUUAAAAACUAUUCGAGCAAUAUUUCAAAUUGCAACUGCAAUUGGAUUUAUUGUAACACCGAUAACACUUGGCCACCACAUAAUAAAGAAUGGUGUAUUGCAUGUUAUAAUAUGGUACCAAGCAAUAAUUCUACAAGGAAUAGUAAUAAGUUUGGCUUUUAAAAAACCACAAUAUCUAAAAUCUGAAAGAAAACCUUACAAUAUUAUACGGAACGCUUCGGAUGAUGAAGAUGAUGUGUUGGCUACAAGAAAAACAGAACUAAAAGAGAAAAAUAAAAUGGGAAAUCUUUCAGUCAAUGAUAGUGAUUCUCCCGAAGCAAAAGCAGAAUUACCAAGGACAUCGGAAGUAAAUCAAAGAAAUGGUAACCAGACACCAUCGAGUACUCAAAAAAUCACUGCACGAGAAAACUGGGAAACUUUUGAUGAUAAUGCCCCAAAUCAAUCAAAGAUAAAAGUGGAACUUCACGAAACAUUCGGCAGUUCAAGUGAUAUUGCUCGUAAAACUAACAAUAAUAUUGUUACAAAUUUGCCACAAUCACUUUUUGAAGACAAUAAUGCAACGAACAGUACUUAUUCCUACGAAAGUUUAGACGCAGUAGGUCACUUUGAAGAUUUAAAUACCAUUUAUACAAUUUCAAAUGUUACCCCGCAAGGAAAAUGGUCGAUUAGAUUUGGAGAUUUAAAGGAGCCAACGUUUUAUAAAUCGCUUUUACAAGUGAUUACUACAAAAUUUUCAACUUUUACUUUUUGGAUCUUAUUCCCCAGUUAUUUUUACACUGAAGUGGAACACUUGUCAAUACGAAAUACAACUUUUAUGAUUAGCUGUGUAAUUGGUGUUUCUAUUUUGUUAUUUACAAUUGUUUCGAAUUUUGUCAGCAACAACAACAUCAAACAUAAAGCUCUGUUUUGGUGGAUUUUUAGCUGGGCGGGUGCCAUUGGAUAUUUUACUAUUUCUACAUCCCAUGCAGAAUCUGCAUUAUUAUUCGGUGCUGUUAAUAUUUCUCUCAGUUUAAGUCUCUUGAAUGUACUGGAUAAUUCAUUAUUUAAAGUAAAUGCUAUGGGACAAAGUAGUCGAACACACUGUAUUUUAUGUACUGUAACAGGACUGGCUUUUUGCACUUUUUUUCUGAUAGACAUAAGUUACAGAAAUUGUUUUUUGCUCCUCGCACUGCUGCAGUUCUUAACUGGAUCAAUUUGGCUGGUAAAUUUCAUUUUUAAAAAAAUUAAAGAAAUAAGAAUGUAAAUGGUUUUAUUAGUAAAAGUAAUAAGUAGUUAAGUAAGUCGUACAACUAAGAAUGCUUUUUUAUUAAAAAUACGAGUACUUUUUUA